Molecule: messenger RNA, 1314 nt
Organism: Amaranthus tricolor (Joseph's coat)
Lineage: Eukaryota; Viridiplantae; Streptophyta; Magnoliopsida; Caryophyllales; Amaranthaceae
Product: protein ACCELERATED CELL DEATH 6-like
Exons: 2
Coding region: 69-1226 (385 amino acids)
Cellular component (GO): plasma membrane
Molecular function (GO): protein phosphatase 1 binding; protein phosphatase regulator activity
Source: RefSeq, a predicted model, not a curated record
AAAGUUCCAAAUGCAAUUGAAUCUUUGCAGCCAUCUUGAAGAGCAUAAUACUGAAAGCUCCGAGCCUAAUGAACACAUUAGACAGUAAAGGGCGUAACCCCCUUUCGUACGCUGCAUACAUAGGAUACGUAGAAGGAGUUCGCUUAUUUCUCAAAGAAUUUCCAGAACUAGAAUUUACUCGCGAUCAGGAUGGAUCAUUUCCAAUUCACCAGGCAGCCAAAGGAGGGAAAGUCGAGGUAAUCAAAAUUCUAAACCCUAAAGUACGUUUGCUGAAUAAUAAACGUCAGAGUAUUCUGCACGUAGCAGCAGGGACAGGAAGAACAAAUGUCGUCGAGUUUUUACUAAAAAUGGAGGAAUACAAGGAGCUACUCGAUACUGGUGACGAUAAUGGUGAUACUCCCCUGCAUUUGGCUGUCAAAGGUGUACAUUACACAACUGUGAACCGAUUGACAAAGGCGAAACAGACUUGUGGUAACUCAACCAACAAUGAGUUGUUGACGCCUAGAGAUAUUUUUGAUGAUUAUUUGCUGUAUCCUGCGCAAAAAGUGCCCUCCAGGAAACAGAUCAAUGCUAUGAAUUUGAUGCUAAAAAGAGUUCAAGGGGAAAGCUGGAGUUUGAGACCCAGAAGACAUAACCAAAAGGAUGACAUUUACAUAGCAGAAAAAGAUCUCAAACAAGUAAAGGACAAUAACAUGAACAUAAGGUUUACGAACAGGGAGCGAGCCAACACCUUAUUAGUCGUAGCGACACUGAUCAUCACUGUAAGCUUUGCCGCGGCAUUUACUCCUCCCGGAGGUUACAAAGAAAACAUCGGUAUUCCAGCAUUGAUACAAACUCCAGCAUUCAGAUUGUUUCUCCUUUGCAAUGGUUUUGCCUUUAUUUUCUCAAUAAUAUCAGCUUUAACUCUCAUUUUGGGCAUGAAUGUGGAAAGCUUAACAGAUAUUACACUCUUUAUUGGAGGGUUUCACAUAUCUAUAGGUAUUCUAUGGAUGUCUGUCGGGUUUUUAGCUGGUUCAGUCGAUGUUCUAAUGCUUUCAUUGAUGAACCCGAAAGAUACAAAGUGGGUGUGGAUCAUUAUAAGACGUUUGAUAGAAAUCGUGAUGGCGCCUGUUGUUCCUUUCGUGGUUUAUUUAUGUAGAGAUUAUCACGGGAUUUUAGAAGUUCGUAUUUGGUAUUUGCUUCGUUCUUUUUCCGAAGAAAUUUCUUAUGUCGAUGUUUCAUUCUAAGAUAGUGUGUGGUUUUGUAAGUAGAUGAUGCCAGUGUACUACAUAUUCGAACAAAUAAAAGUGAAAUUGACGUUCAUGAAAUGUUUUC